CGUCAGAUGGCGCUGCUUCAGAACGUCCCGCUCCGUGUAGUGAUGAAUGCAGCGGGGCUAGAGGUCAGAGUUGAAUGUUUGACAGAAAGCUGAAUAUGGAUUCCAUAUUUCAUGAGAAACAAGAGGGCUCCCUCUGUGCCCAGCACUGCCUCAACAACCUUUUGCAGGGUGAGUAUUUUACUCCUGUGGAUCUGUCCUCAAUUGCUCAUCAGCUUGACGAAGAAGAAAGGAUGAGGAUGGCAGAGGGAGGGAUGGCCAGUGAGGAGUACAGGACCUUCUUACAGCAACCCUCUGGGAACAUGGAUGACAGUGGGUUCUUUUCAAUACAAGUAAUUAGUAAUGCUUUGCGAGUGUGGGGCUUGGAGCUAAUCCUCUUCAACAGUCGGGAGUACCAGAGCCUGAUGAUAAACCCAAUAAAUGAGAAAGCCUUUAUUUGCAACUACAAGGAGCACUGGUUCACUAUACGCAAACUUGGACAACAGUGGUUUAACCUGAACUCACUGUUGACUGGACCAGAAUUGAUAUCAGACACCUAUCUAGCCCUUUUCCUUGCACAAUUACAACAAGAAGGCUAUUCCAUAUUUGUGAUACGAGGUAACCUCCCAGAGUGUGAAGCAGAGCAGAUACUUGGGAUCAUGAGGGUCCACCAGCAGCAGCGGCCCAGGCUCAUCGGAGAGGACGAGGCUCAGACGAGUGCAGGCAGGCCAGCAGCUCUGGGCCAGACAGAGAUGGGCUUUGGUGUGGAGGACGAGGUUGUGGAUGAAGAUGAAGAGCUGAAGAGAGCUCUGGCACUCAGCAGACAGGACAUAGAUGUGGAGGAUGAAGAAGCUGAUCUUCGCAGGGCCAUACAGCUCAGCAUGCAAGGAGCGGUGAUGAGUAACAAGUCUUCAGAGUACGAAGUGCGAAAUUUCAAAUCAGGGAGCCAGGCAGCAGGGAGCGCUGCAGGAGGUCAGAGAGAAGGCCAGACUGAGACUCUUACAGCUGAGGAACUGAGGAAGAGGAGACAAGCCUACUUUGAUCGGCAGCAGCAACAAGCUCAGUCAAACAUUCCUCAACAUCCAGGCGCACAAUCAACAGGCGGCUCAGGAUCAGUAAACACUGGCUCUGAGGAGGACCAACAACAAAAGCCCAGCCAGUGACAUUGUGAAAGGUUUGCCUACGCUGUUUACCAACUGCCUGGAUUGGCAACCCCACACAGGGGUAGCUUUGCUCCUUCCUCUAACCUUUUGCACAUGCGAACAUAAGGACAGUCAGAAGGCUGACACGUUUCCCCUAUUUAGUUCGCUGACGGGCUAUAGAGAAGAGAACGACAAAGAAGGCAGCACUUAGUCUGGCCUGACUCAGUGAGGCACUGAGACUGGGACAAGGGUGACCACAGGACUCACGAUGCAGUUAAUCCAAGUUUGCAAUUGCCUUUUUACCAUGGCGCCUUCUAUUUCUAUCGUAUACUGUUUUUUAUUCUUGUUUUUUUUUUGCUGGAAGACGCGAAAAGGAAUAACAUACAAAAGGAUGUGUGUAUGUUUUGGGGUGAAAACAUGCUGAGAUAGGCGUUCUAUGAAAGCCAUAUGAGACCAAUGUUUAGACCACACUUAAAAGCUUUAUAGAUAAUGACAUAGCCUCCUACCUUUUUAUUGAAUUUGGGUUUGUAGAACAUAACGUGAAAAACACCCACCCCACCGGAGCACUGUUGUGCUUUUGAAAAAUUUCCAUGUACUGAAGCGUCUUUUAGCUAGCUAGCAGCACUAACAUGUGGGUUAUUUAUUCCCGACAUCAUCAGUCAUUUUACUUGAACAUCUACAAGUGAUCUCUCAGUUAUUUAGACAGCAGCAUUUUUCUGAUGUUGUGGCUUUGCUGUUACCUUUAAGUGCACAAGUAGGCUUAAUUAAUUUUCUGACUAGACCGCUGAUGACCAUAAUAUAAGGAUGCUUUGUUCGUUUUGAAUGGACUGUGAGGAGCAACAGUAGAAACUGUGCAGAACUGUUUGCUCACUGUAAGAUACUUGUCGCAGAUGGAUGUUUCUCACAUCUUUUCCAGAAUAAGCUGACAUGUAAUGGGGAACAAAGAAGCAAUUUGUAAACACCAUGAAACUGCAGCUGAUGGAUAAAAGCAUCAUUCAUUCUUCCUUCACAGUAGGAUCACCGAAAACCAAAAAAAUUCAGACAUGUCCAUGAAGCCUCUUUAGUAUUGAUUUCAUCUGUUGUUUCUCGUAAUCAGUAUUUGUCACGAACCAUGUAGGGAAAUUUUUAAUUAUUAAUUGGUUAUUCUCUUGUAGACAUCCCUUCACAAGCACCAGAUACUUUUACUCUUGCAUGUUACUGCCCCCGGUAUACUUGUUUAACUGCACUGACACGACUUAUUUUGUAUUCCAAUUAUGCUCAGAGUAUUGUUGUACACAUCAGAAGUAGGGUUACAGACAUGCAAGUCAUCUGCUGACUGAUGACCUUUAGAAAUAAAAAAGGAAAGGAUUAUUUUAAUUCUAGUUUUUAUGAUUAAAGAUUCAAAGAGGUAAACAGUGCAUACACAUUGAAGAGUUAGUUGUAUUUUAUUGCAUUUUCCUUCUUUAAAAUCUCACAUUUUUCUCUAGAAGAUUCUGUUAAGUCCAAAAAACAGAGUCUGUUUUUAGGUGAAUAGACCACAAUACAGCGUUAACACACUUAGCAUUUGUUUACAGUUAUUAUGUUUUCUGGGCCCGAUGAUCAUUCAGCGUAAAUAUAUCACGUUGCCUCCACAGAAACUGUCAGAUGUGAUGCAGAGUUGGACUGAUUAUGCUGGAUGACUUCCAGGAAGAUUCCAUUCUUUGAUUAUUGUUUUGUGUCUUUUGGAUCUGCUAGUCUUUUUCGAUUUUAAACAACGGACUUGUGAAAGAGAAUAAAGUGUUGGUAGUUGGGUUUUUAUCGUUGCAUUGUUUUUCGUUCACUGUAUUCUUACAUUUAGUACAAAUUCAUAAUUUUUUUUCAUGUUUCAUGUUAGUGCAGCACAUUCUUUCAUUUAAUGUACUGGUUCAUGUUUCAGGAUUAAAGUGACAUUCACUCCUCUGAA
Molecule: messenger RNA, 3039 nt
Organism: Acanthochromis polyacanthus (spiny chromis)
Lineage: Eukaryota; Metazoa; Chordata; Actinopteri; Pomacentridae
Gene: atxn3
Product: ataxin 3
Exons: 11
Coding region: 75-1139 (354 amino acids)
Biological process (GO): protein deubiquitination
Cellular component (GO): nucleus
Molecular function (GO): cysteine-type deubiquitinase activity
Source: RefSeq, a predicted model, not a curated record